Hyalella azteca is the source of this 2141-nucleotide messenger RNA. RefSeq names its product endoglucanase E-4. NCBI's taxonomy places the organism in Eukaryota, Metazoa, Arthropoda, Malacostraca, Amphipoda, Hyalellidae. The transcript has 15 exons. Gene Ontology annotation, molecular function: hydrolase activity, hydrolyzing O-glycosyl compounds. Bases 23 to 1753 code for a protein of 576 amino acids. The record is from RefSeq and is a predicted model, not a curated record. Gene Ontology annotation, biological process: carbohydrate metabolic process.
GUUACACUGAAGACAGUAAGACAUGUGGGCGCUGGUGUUGCUCGGCUCGAUCCUGACUAUGGCACAUGGCUUGCCGAGGUCGACACGCAUGUGCGAGUCGGCGACCAUCGUGGAGGCGUGGCCAGGAGGAUACAAGGGCACCGUAUCCUUCGCUGCUCCUUCCGCCUACUCCAGCGUCAUCCUGGACCUCUACUUCCUGCACCCUGUCAACAGCUUGCAGAUCACGACGGGAGGACAGGUGACGUCUGAGAGCGACACUCACUUCGUCUACACCGUCGGCGACUCCGGCAGCGCGGGGUCGACGGUCUCGUACGACUUCCAGGUAGCAUACAGCGAGCAGCAGCCGCUGCUAGGAGCCAUGGUCUUCAACGGCGAUGACGUGUGCGGUGCAGGAGGAGGCUUAACCACAGCACCUCCCCUACCCAACCCCUGCGCAGCCACUGGCACCACACCCUACGACUACCCUCAGGUGCUGUGCAUGUCGAUUUUGUUCUACGAAGCGCAGCGGUCGGGACGGCUGCCCGCCGACCAGCGUAUCACGUGGCGGUGGGACUCUGCUCUCGGGGACGGCGGGGACGUGGGGGUAGACCUCACGGGGGGCUACUAUGAUGCUGGCGACCACGUGAAGUUCGGGCUGCCGCUGGCCUACACAGGCACGGUGCUGGCGUGGGGCGCCAUCGCGUACGAGGCCGGCAUGAGGAGCGCUGGUGAAUACGACAACGCUCGCGCCGCCGUGCGCUGGGUCGCGGAGUACCUACUUAAAGCGCAUUCCGCACCCGGCGAACUUUACGGACAGGUGGGGGACGGUGGGCUGGACCACGCGUACUGGGGCAGGCCUGAGGAGAUGACCAUGCCGCGACCAGCUGCUAAAAUCACCACCCAGGCGCCUGGUUCUGAUUUAGCCGGUGAGACCGCGGCGGCUCUCGCUGCAGCUUCGAUAUUAUUCUCGGACGACGCUCAGUUCUCAACCGCCUGCCUAGACGCCGCCAGAGAUCUCUACGACCUCGCGGACCUUCAUCGCCAGAUCUACACCGUGUCCAUACCCGGGGCCUCGGGAUACUAUGAUUCGUUCAGCGGGUACGGCGACGAGCUGGCGUGGUCAGCCAUCUGGCUGUACAAGGCGACGGGAGAUGAAGCGUACCACGCGGCCGCGGUGAGGCACUGGGACGAGUUCGGGCUGGGCGACGGGGCGGUCCAGUUCAGUUGGGACGACAAGACGCCAGGCUGCUAUGCGUUGUUUGCUGAGCUGGACGGUGGUCCAGCGUACGUCUCAGCGCUGCAGGGGUUCGUGGACCAGACGAUCAACGGCGCCACGUACACGCCAGGGGGGCUGGUGCACCUCGACACCUGGGGGGCGCUGCGCCACGCUAUGAACGUCGCCUUCAUCGCCCACAGGGCCGCAGACCUCGGCAUUAACACGGCCUCGUAUCGCGCCUGGGCCACGGGGCAGCUUCACUACGCCCUGGGCGACACCGGUCACUCCUUCGUCGUGGGCUUCGGCGUGAACCCUCCUGAGCGUCCCCACCAUCGCGCCAGCUCUUGCCCGCAAUACCCAGCUUCUUGCACAGACUCCUGGGCACAGAACCAACCUGGCCCCAACCCGCAUACCCUGUAUGGCGCCCUCGUCGGCGGACCUGAUCAGUCUGACAACUACGUGGACGACCGCAUGGAUUUCGUUCACAAUGAAGUCGCGUGUGACUACAAUGCCGCUUUUGUGGGCGUGCUCGCAGCAACUGUGCAAAACUCUUCCUAAUAAUGAUUAAUUUUAUUGCAAAAUUUCAAAAGUAAACAAAUUUAUUUUCAAUGUGAGAAUGAUACUUUCAUUUUUUUCAUCUUUAUGUAUUUUCGGGCAGAAGUAAACGAGCGACAAAUUUUCGGUCUUUCUUCUAUAAAUUAUCAAUUCAAGUAUUUUUUCAAUGGAGAGGUUUUGAUUCACAGAUUUGACCAUUGUAUUUUUAGAUAUUAGCUUCAGGUUUAUUCCUCCUUGUUUUCCUUAAGCCAUGCUUUUUCUUUCAUUUAAAUCUGUCGCGUAAUUAAAAGCUUGACCGAACUAGCGUGUUUUUCAUACGAUGUAUACUGUGCCAUAACUAUAGAGUUCAAUCGCGCAAUGGUAUAAGAACCUAUUAUAUUUUAUGAACGAU